AUGAAUGCUACUGUAAACAGAACAGAAUUUGAUGAUUUACUGAAUGAUACGAAUAUCAAUACAUCAAUGCUAUCACAUUUGAGCCAUAAUUUGCAUAUAUACGGUUAUUUGAUUAUUGGCCCAAUGCUAGUAUUGGUUAACACCCCGAUCUUCUUGCUUGUGAUGUUACGUAAAGCGCUCAGAGCUCCCUAUCUUGUUCUCGCAGUUGUUUUUCUGAACAAUGGAUUAACCGGAAUGAGUGCAGUAUUAAUGGGAGUACAGCGAUGGAUUAUUUCUUCUGUUAAAGAGCAAUUUAUUGUUCAUCAUGACUGCGUCCUUGAUGUUCGUCCCUUUUUUCAGAAAAUAAUCGAAUGUUUUCGGUUUUCUUUGGUGCCAAUCUUUCUUCUAACAAUGUUUUUUGUUGAUGGUUGGAGUUUACUAAUGAAUAGUGUGGAAAGAUUUUGUGUCGUUGCAUUCCCAAUGUAUUACUAUACUCACAGUAAACGAAUAAUCUUUGCAUUAAUUACCAUACAAUAUGCAAUUACUGCCAUUGCAGUGAUUUUUACCGUUGUCGCAAGUUUAAUUGAACCGAAGCGAUAUAUAUCGCAUUUUUGCUUGUUACAAAACGUUUACAACUCUCAUUUUUACGUCACAUUAACAUUAAUGAGUUCCACUGCUUCAUUAUUUAGUAUUAUUGUAAUGGUUAUUGUUAUUCUUCUAUUGAAAAGGAAGUUUGGACCUCAGUUUCUUUCAAAGCAUUCAUAUAACCGUAAUUUAUCACAGUUUCUCAAGAAUCAAAAGCGGUAUACUCAUACAGCACUGAUUUCUUGUUGUUUUACAUUUUUCCUUGUUGUGGUACCAUCAAUAGUGCAAUGUGCUUAUAUGAUGAAUCCAAGUAUACAAUCACAAAUCGUUGUGAUGUUUUGCGUAUAUUUACCAUUUAUAAACUCUUUCAAUAUGGUAAUGUUAUUUAUGUAUCGACAAAAAGAUCUUCGAAACGCCACAAUUCAUAUCUUCAAAUGGCUAUUUGAUAGAAAGAAACAACAUAUCCAACCGGCUACCACUGCUGGAUUUUUAGAAUAA
Messenger RNA from Brugia malayi, 1062 nucleotides. RefSeq lists its product as uncharacterized. Bases 1 to 1062 code for a protein of 353 amino acids. NCBI's taxonomy places the organism in Eukaryota, Metazoa, Nematoda, Chromadorea, Rhabditida, Onchocercidae. The record is from RefSeq and is a predicted model, not a curated record. Gene Ontology annotation, cellular component: membrane. Gene Ontology annotation, biological process: G protein-coupled receptor signaling pathway. The transcript has 6 exons. Gene Ontology annotation, molecular function: G protein-coupled receptor activity.